AUGUGGGAUCAAUCUGCAAAAUGCCUAAGUGUCCGAGAUGAUGUUGAACUAUGGCACAAACGAUUGGGUCACAUGAAUGUUCGACAUCUUACCACUCUGGUGAAUAAGGAGAUUGUUCGUGGUGUUCCAAAACUGAAGGGAUGUGAGAAAAUCGUGUGUGGUCCUGCAAUCAAGGAAAGCAAAUCAAGGUCCAGCACAAGAAGGUGGCAGAUGUACAAUCCAAGACUGUUUUGGACUAGUACACAUGGAUUUUAUGGGACCAAUGCAAGUGGAGAGCAUUGCAGGAAACGCUAUGUCUUUGUUCUAGUGGAUGAUUACUCGCGAUACACUUGGGUCGCUUCAUUCGUGACAAAUCUGACACCAUGGCGAGUUUCAAGAUUUGGGCUCUUCAAGUCAUCACUGAGAAAGGAAGCCUCAAGCGCAUACGCAGUGAUCAUGGGGGAGAAUUUCAGAAUGAGGUGUUAUAUUCUGAAUGACAAGGAUCAACUUGGAAAGUUCGACUCAAGGAGUGAUGAAGGCAUAUUUCUGGGUUAUUCAGGCAAUAGUUCAGCUUUCAGAGUCUUCAAUCUUCGAACCCAGGCAGCUGAAGCAGAAGACAAUCCAGAAAGCAGGAGGAGGUUCGUGAAGAAGAAGAAAAGAUUGGAUCAUCUCCAUGGAAGAGGAACUAGAGGAGUUCGUGAGAAACGAUGUAUGGGAACUGUGCCACUACCUGAUGGUGUGAAUGUGGUCGGUACAAAGUGGAUCUUCAAGAACAAGACAGAUGAUGCUGGCAUUGUACGAAACAAGUCAAGACUUGUUGCGCAAGGUUACUCACAAGUUGAAGGAGUCGACUUUGAUGAAACCUUUGCCCCUGUAGCACGUCUUGAGUCUAUCAGACUGUUCUAG
Molecule: messenger RNA, 885 nt
Organism: Microthlaspi erraticum
Lineage: Eukaryota; Viridiplantae; Streptophyta; Magnoliopsida; Brassicales; Brassicaceae
Source: the annotation of a GenBank genome assembly